Molecule: messenger RNA, 4660 nt
Organism: Harmonia axyridis
Lineage: Eukaryota; Metazoa; Arthropoda; Insecta; Coleoptera; Coccinellidae
Product: insulin-like peptide receptor
Exons: 6
Coding region: 158-3943 (1261 amino acids)
Biological process (GO): cell surface receptor protein tyrosine kinase signaling pathway; glucose homeostasis; positive regulation of kinase activity
Cellular component (GO): axon; membrane; insulin receptor complex
Molecular function (GO): insulin receptor substrate binding; insulin receptor activity; ATP binding
Source: RefSeq, a predicted model, not a curated record
AGAGACCUUUUAUCGGAACGAGAGAAUGCCCGAUAACGCACAUGGGUUCAGAACGGAGAGCAUGUGCAACGCGGACGUGCGUAGCGAGCGUAAAAAUACGUGUUUUCUACCAUUCAUGAAAUGUGUGGAUAAUUGACACGCAACCAUGUGAGAAAAAAUGUUUUCUAGGGCCUUUUUUCUCAUCCUGUGUCUGUGCUGUGCAUGUAUAAGUGCCAAGUUAUGUCGAUCUGUGGACGUGAGGAAUCGUGUUCAGCAGUUCGACAAGUUGAAGAAUUGCACGAAAAUUGUCGGUUAUUUGAGGAUCCUUCUGUUUCAAAGGGACGGAGUGAAUUUUCCCACUUUUCCGGAGCUGAAGGAGGUGACCGGAUAUGUUUUGGUGUUCGCUCUGCAAAACUUGAACGAUUUGGGGGUGAUUUUUCCCAAUUUGGUUGUUAUUAGGGGGAAGUCACUUUUUAACGGGAAUGCUCUGCUUAUUCACCACAACAACGGGCUGAAGAAGAUCGGACUUCCCAACCUGAGACAGAUACAACGAGGAAAUGUACAAAUUGGAAAAUGCCCAGAUCUCUGUUAUGUCAGGACUGUGAACUGGACUGCUCUUGGAACUUCCCUGUCUUCUUAUGCUGACGUUCCUGAAUGCAAGGAGAAAGAAGAGUGCGAUAUAGAAUGCAACGGACAUUGCUGGUCACCGAGAAAAUGCCAGAAGAUAUACGAUGACUGCCACGAAGAAUGUUUAGGUUGUUCUGAAAAGGAUUCAGCGAAACACUGCCUUGCUUGUAAGAACUGGAUAGAUGGCGAUACUUGCGUUAGCAAAUGUCCACCCAAUAAGAUUAUGAGCGCAAACAUGAUGGCUUGCGUCACAGAAGAAGAAUGUUACAACUUCAAGGACUCGUUGAAUAUAACAGCAUGGGUUUUUCAAAAAUGGUGCCUUCGUAGAUAUACAUGCCCGGAGAAUUACGAGCUGGUUUCCAAACCCGUCAAAACUUGUAAACUGUGCGAAGGACCUUGCUUCAAAGAAUGCCCAGGUACUUCGAUCAACAACAAGCAGGAUAUGCAGCAGCUGAGAGGAUGCACCUACAUCAAGGGUCAUCUUGAGCUCAAAGUGCGCAACGAAUACGAGGUCUAUCACUUGUACAAUCUCGUCAACGUUUCCGUAAUCAAUGGAUGUCUCAAGGUUGCCAGAUCGGACUCGCUCAGUUCCUUACAUUUCUUGAGGAAUCUGAAGCAGAUCAAUGGUGUUGAUAAGCACACACUCUGCAACAACCACACCGUCUACAUCCAUGACAAUAUCAACCUCAAAACUCUCAUCGAUGUGGAUCACAUCAAGACCGAUGGGAACAUAAGCAUAGGAUUUCAUUACAACCCGGAGCUCUGCAUUUCUGAGAUAAAGAAAUUCGCAAGGAUAUUAGGAAUGCCUGAUACAACCUUCGAAGACAUAUUGCAGCAAGAGAAAGAUGUGUCGCCUGAUUCCAAUGGAGAUAGAGCUAUGUGUGGCGAUCUCAAGUUGAACGUGACUGUAGCUAAGACCUAUCCGACAAAUGUUACGCUAGAUUGGGAACCCUACUCUUCGAACGAUGCUACAGUAAUAGCUUACACUUUCUUCUACAUCCGAAAUCGAACGCUUCAGGAGGAAAACAAUUAUAAUUAUGACAACAAUAUGUGCAGUGAUAAUGGUUGGAGAAGUAGAUUAAUUUCUGAGAACACUUUGACUAUUACUGAUUUGCAGCCUUUCAGCCUGUAUGCCUACUGGAUCAAAGUCAAUUACCUGAAGAACAAUAGAGGUGGUUCGAAAAGUACAGAGAUGAAGUACUUCGAAACAAAAUCGGACGACCCAACAGAUCCCAUAGACUUUAAUAUAGAACCUCUAUCUCCAACUAGUGUUAAGUUAACUUGGGAGAGUCCUGAAUACAUAAACGGAAUUUUGAAUCAUUAUCAUCUUUAUGCUUUUUUGGAGAAAGACGAUGCCAAAUUCGUUAAUGAAAGGAAUUACUGUAUAUACCCUCACGUCGUUAGUAAUGUUGAGAAAAUUGAAACGAAGCCAGCUAGGAUAUUAAUGAACCAAACGAAUAACGGUGAAUGUAAUUGUAAUGUUCGAAUCUUCAAAAAGGAUUCUUUCUGUGGUGCCAAAAGUUUACAAUUCCCCACCAAAGACUGCAACAACUACUUGUACGACUUAAUAGAUAAACCCACGAAAAAGAACAAAAGAGAUACAUCACAAGUAGAAGCUGUUACAUCCGCUGAGAAAAUGAUAAACAUCGAAAUAAAUGCGAACAAAUCCGAACAUAUCCUGGACAACCUUAAACCUUUCUCUAGAUAUAUAUUCUGGUUUUCAGCUUGUAACUAUGAGUUCGGUAAUAGAUCACAGUGUAGUGCGAUUUUAUUUUAUUCUGUCAGAACUUUGGCCAAUGAAACAGCCGAUCAGAUUACUCGAGCCAAUGUGAAGAUAAUUAACGAUAACUCGGUUUCACUUACAUGGGUGGAUCCAGAGAAACCUAACGGAAUGAUCGUUGCCUAUAACAUUGAAUACAAGAGCGCUGAUAGUUCCAGCUCUGUUAACGUUCUGGAUUGCAUUACCAGAACGCAACACGUUACCAGUGGCUUCGUUUACAGGAUCGAGAAUAUAGAUCCUGGAACGUAUUCCAUACGAAUAAGACCUGUAUCUUUGCACGGACCUGGAAUCUACAGCCCGAAAGCUCUUUUCCAGAUAAAAACGCAGAUAAAGCCUUGGACGAUAUACUUAGUGAUUUGCGUUGGCUUUGCUGUGAUAUUCACCUCUUUCAUCUACCUUUGGUACAGGAAGAAGACGAAAAUCGAAAGAGUUUAUCUCAUACCGAAUAUAAACCCGGAGUACUCCAGGGCUGUGUAUAUUGAAGAAGGGUGGGAAUUGGAGAGAGACGACGUGGACAUGAACGAAGUCCUUGGUCAGGGAAGUUUUGGUGUAGUGUAUAGUGGUUAUAUUAAAUCGAAAAAUUUACCGUGUGCUGUGAAAACUAUAAACGAUACUACUGCAACGAUCCACAAAUCGGAGUUCCUCAAGGAGGCGUUCGUGAUGAAAUCGUUCAACGAUGCCCAUCACGUGAUCAAACUUUUCGGUGUAGUGUCGAAGGAUGAUCCUCCUCUAGUCAUAAUGGAGCUGAUGCAGAGAGGUGACCUCAAGCAGUACCUGAGAAACGCUAGAAAAAACCCCAAAGCGAUAUCUUUACCGGAGAUGUAUCAGAUGGCUUCCCAGAUAGCUGAUGGAAUGGCCUACCUGUCGGCCAAGAAGUAUGUGCAUAGGGAUUUAGCAGCCAGGAACUGCAUGGUUGCUGGCGAUAGAACAGUCAAGAUUGGCGAUUUUGGAAUGACUAAGGAUAUUUAUGAGACUGACUAUUAUAGGAAAGGUACAAGUGGUCUACUUCCAGUUCGCUGGAUGGCUCCAGAAAGCUUAGCUGAUGGUGUGUUUUCCUCUGAGUCCGAUGUUUGGAGUUAUGGAAUAGUGUUAUGGGAGAUGGUCACUUUAGCCGAACAUCCAUAUCAGGGCAUGUCCAAUGAACAGGUUCUCAAGUUUGUCACGACCAGAGGGCGUUUAGGCCGACCAAAAGAUUGCCCGAAUGUACUCUGGGAGAUUAUGGAAGCGUGUUGGGAGCACAAACCUUCUAAAAGGCCCCUUUUCAUAGGAAUUGUUGAAAAACUAGAGCCACUUGCCGGACAGUCUUUUCCUCUGGUGUCAUUUUAUCACAGUCAGGCGGGCAUCAAUCAUAGGAUGAACUAUGGGAGGCAAGAAUCAGUAGCAAUGAAUAACGAUGCCCAGAAUUCAUAUCUUGAGAGAGAUGGAGAUGGUGAAAUGCUAAUGGAUGAAGAUGAAGAAGAUUACGCACAUCAUUCUAGGAAUCGUAAAGUUACAAUGGUCAGCUCUGACUCUCUGACUUGGCCGUCAUCUUAUUCCAUAUCAGGACAAACACCGUGAAAAUAGAUGAUAAGGGAAAUCACAAUUUAUAUUGUUUAUAUUUUUAUACUGAACAAUCCGAAUUACAGAAUAAAGUUACCUUUAUAAUAAGAUUUCUAUAUUUGAGGAAAUACUUAUUGAAUUCGAUUUCAUUAAGAGAUGAACUAUUUUUUCAAAUGGAACUGUAGAUUGUAUUUCAUUAUAUUUAAAUUGUGUUCAAAUCGCUAACAAUUUGUUAUGUAAAAUACCUCAUAAUUCUUUUAUGUUUUUGUUUCAAUCCAAUGCCAUAAAUGAAGACUGCUGUUUGAUGAUGAGUAUUCUGAAAAUUGUUUUGUUGUUGUUGAGCUUUGAUGCGUAAGAAUUAAUGUUGUUUUGGAUACAUACAUGAGUGUUGAUUAAUUGUUAGAUGUAACAAAUACUGAAAGUUUCUAUGUUUUCUGUUAAUAAUGUUUAGUGGAAAAUAUGUAGUUAUACUGGGGUCCUAAUAAACAUUCUUUUUGAGUACCUGAUAAUUUGAUAUUUUUUAAGGAAGAAUAUAUUGUGUGCUUACAAUAAUAUAAGACGAGAUCCAUGUAUUGGUACCAUCGAAUUUUUUUAAAAACCUCUUGAUUGUGUUUGUAAAAAGGAGGCUCAGUGGAAAUUUUAUUUACAAACCAAUAUUUGUGUUGUAAUGAAACUCUUUAUGAUUAAUUCUGAAGGAAAGCCCAAUUUAUAUUUGAAAAUAUAUUUUUUUUCGAU